UACAAUACGUAUAAGACCGACAUAUUCUGACACAUGAAUGUCUAUGAUGUCAUAGGUUUGCGUUGACAGUUUUCGACGUAACGUUCUCCUCCCUUGUCUCCUCUUUGAUCUCGCACUCUUGAUUAGGCACGAGUCCAGUCGGCCAUUUUUGCUAAGGGGGCUAGAACAAGAUCAAAUAUAAAAUGUUCCUUUCACUCCUUCCAAAAGCAUCUUGUCAGUCCCAAAGUGCUGUUGUACCAACAACAUCCCAGGACACUCCAAAGUUGGGACUUGUCCAGUCUUUGGUAGCUGGAAGAUCCAUUGCUGCAGCUUCUGUUGCGCAAGGAGACAGUUGUGAAUUUGGUUCAUUACACUAUUUCGCCCUUUGUGGUCUUGGAGGUGUGUUGUCCUGUGGUAUCACUCACACAGCUGUUGUCCCACUUGAUCUUGUAAAAUGUCGUAUCCAAGUAGACCCUGCGAAAUACAAAAAUGUAUUCCAUGGAUUCAAAGUUUCAAUGGCUGAAGAAGGUACGAGAGGACUGGCCAAAGGAUGGGCCCCCACAUUCAUAGGUUACUCCAUUCAGGGACUCUGCAAAUUUGGUCUCUAUGAAGUAUUCAAAGUAUUUUACUCUGAUUUAAUUGGAGAAGAGAAUUCAUACCUUUACCGCACCUGGUUAUAUCUUGGUGCCAGUGCUUCAGCUGAAUUCUUUGCUGACAUCGGUCUUUCACCCCUAGAAGCUGCUAAGGUCAAAAUUCAAACUACACCAGGUUUUGCAAAUACCUUGAGAGAAGCAUGGCCUAGAAUCAUGAGAGAGGAGGGUGUCAAUGGUUUCUACAAAAGUUUGGUUCCACUAUGGAUGAGACAAAUCCCUUACACAAUGAUGAAGUUCGCCUGUUUUGAAAGAACAAUUGAACUUCUGUACAAAUAUGUAGUACCUAAACCUAGGGCAGAUUGCACUAAAGGAGAACAGUUGGUAGUAACCUUUGCUGCUGGUUAUAUUGCUGGUGUUUUCUGCGCCAUUGUAAGUCAUCCAGCUGACACAGUUGUAUCGAAAUUGAACCAAGAGAAAGGUGUCUCCGCUUUGCAAGCCGCUCAAAAAUUGGGAAUGGCAGGUUUAUGGAAAGGAUUAACACCAAGGAUAAUUAUGAUUGGUACUUUGACGGCCUUACAGUGGUUUAUCUAUGAUGCAUUUAAGGUUGCCAUGCAUAUGCCAAGACCACCACCACCAGAGAUGCCAGAGUCUCUCAAGAAGAAGUUGGAAGCAGAAGGAAAAGCUGUAGCAUAAGUUGAAAUAAGAUUAAAACAAAUAAUUUAAAUCAAUUUCCAAAGCAAGAUUCCAGUAUUCAAAGAUAUUGAAUGAUUACCAUAAGAGCUAUUAUCAAGAUGAACUCAAUUAAUUGGAUGAACUAAGAUUAUCAUUUUUGACACUAUUGAAAUCCAUUUAUUUAUGUCUUUUAGAUUGUAUAUAGGCGAAAUAAAUAGUGUUAAAAUUA
Molecule: messenger RNA, 1473 nt
Organism: Harmonia axyridis
Lineage: Eukaryota; Metazoa; Arthropoda; Insecta; Coleoptera; Coccinellidae
Product: phosphate carrier protein, mitochondrial-like
Exons: 6
Coding region: 183-1265 (360 amino acids)
Biological process (GO): mitochondrial phosphate ion transmembrane transport
Cellular component (GO): mitochondrial inner membrane
Molecular function (GO): phosphate transmembrane transporter activity
Source: RefSeq, a predicted model, not a curated record